AUGGGCAAUCCGGAUAUCGAGUCGACUUCUGCGGUUACUGCGCGCGCGUCGGUGGAUCAUAUCGAUAAGUCGCAAGUCGGAGUCGGCCGAGCUGAACUGAGCCAUGCGCUACCACCACACAACGACUACGAAGGCGGCCAUCGGUGGGAUCCCUCGGCUACUUGGACCGCCGAAGAAGAAAAGAGAGCUGUUCGAAAGACUGAUUUGAAGCUUUUGAGUUGGUUGUGUCUCAUGUUCUUCGGCCUUCAGCUUGACCGAGGUAAUAUCAGCAAUGCCCUGGCAGACGACCUUCUCACUGAUCUUGGAUUGACGACUGAUGAUUACAACAACGGAACGACGAUCCAGGUCCUGUGUUUCUUGCUCGCCGAGUUUCCUGUUAUCUUCCUCACCAAGCGCUAUGGUUUCAAGACUGUGCUGCCCACCCUCAUGGUGUGCUGGGGUCUUGUGUCGACUUUCCAGGCCUUCAUGACCGGACGAGCUGCUUUCUAUGUCACUCGAGCUUUGAUCGGCACCUUUGAGGGCGGUUUCAUCCCUGGUGUUAUCCUCAUGGCGACGUACUUCUAUACCUCGCGGGAGUUGUCGAUUCGACUUGCUGCUUUCUGGUCCACUUUGAACGUCGCCCGUGUUAUCUCAGCUCUUUUGGCUGCUGGACUGCUUGAAAUGCGAGGCAUCAACGGUCAUCCUGGAUGGUUCUGGCUUUUGCUCCUCGAGGGUCUUCUCACAGUUGUCAUCGGUCUCGUCUCGAUGGUAUAUCUUCCGACUUCUCCAACGGGUACCAAGACUGCUAUCUGGCGCAAAUCCUGGUAUACCGAACGUGAAGAGGUCAUUAUGAUCAACCGAAUCCUCCGAGAUGAUCCUGCCAAGGGCCUUACAGCGCUCAAGGAGCCAGCCACAUGGAAGGACGUCAAGGCGGCAUGGGGCGAUCCAUCUCUCUGGGGACUCUACUUCAUCGGUGUUGUUGCAUACAUCCCUGCGGCGCCUGUUCAGGCAUACUUGACUUUGACCUUGAAGAGAGUCGGAAACUUCAGCACCUUGGCCAGCAACCUUCUUACUGCACCUUCUGCAGCUCUUCAGAUUAUCACUAUGCUUGCGCUCGCCUACAGCUCCGAAUACUUCAACGAACGAGCCUUUCAUUGUUUGUUCGGAGAAAUUUGGUCAUUGCCGCUGCUGACAGCUCUCCUGACGCUCCCUGAUCAAGGUCGUGAAUGGGGUCGGUUCUCGAUCAUCACCCUGAUCUCAGGAUACCCAUACUUCCACCCUCUUGUAUCUUCUUGGAUCUCAGAGAACUCAUUCGACGUUAAGAAGAGAGCCAUUGCAGCGGCUUCCUACAAUGUAUUGGUUCAAGUUGGAAGUGUUAUCUCCAGUCAGAUCUAUCGAAAGUGGGACGGACCGUAUUUCAAGAACGGAAACAAGGUCCUGAUUUCGAUUCUUUGUCUCUCUGUUGUCGUGUUUAUUGUCCAGAGACAGUGGCUUGUGCACCUGAAUAAGAAGAAGGUUGAGCAAUGGGAACAGAUGACUCCGGAGCAGCAACUCGAGUACCAAACGGACAACGAGCAGCGAGAGAUUGACGGCAAUAAGCGACUGGAUUUCCGAUUUGCUUAUUAA
Fusarium coffeatum is the source of this 1605-nucleotide messenger RNA. RefSeq lists its product as uncharacterized. The record is from RefSeq and is a predicted model, not a curated record. NCBI's taxonomy places the organism in Eukaryota, Fungi, Ascomycota, Sordariomycetes, Hypocreales, Nectriaceae. The coding region runs from base 1 to 1605 and encodes 534 amino acids. Gene Ontology annotation, cellular component: membrane. Gene Ontology annotation, molecular function: transmembrane transporter activity. The transcript has 3 exons. Gene Ontology annotation, biological process: transmembrane transport.